Neurospora hispaniola is the source of this 702-nucleotide messenger RNA. RefSeq lists its product as uncharacterized. The record is from RefSeq and is a predicted model, not a curated record. NCBI's taxonomy places the organism in Eukaryota, Fungi, Ascomycota, Sordariomycetes, Sordariales, Sordariaceae. The transcript has 2 exons. Bases 1 to 702 code for a protein of 233 amino acids.
AUGACGGCGCAAAACAAGAUGCAAAACCCGAAUCCUCGAUCAUACUCCCAAUCUGAUCCCUCUCGGACUCAAGGCGAAGUGCAUGAGCUUGAAUCCCCUCCGCCCAGCUACGAGGCAGCAGUCCUCGGCACGAACGACAGGAGCCAAGGGAGACAGAUACAAAGCCACAACGUGAAUGAGCCCACGGGUGAAGUUCACUUCUUGAACCAGCAAGAAAGGCUCCGAGAGCAACCAGAACAACAGCAACAACAGCGAGAAUUGCAAAGACAACAGCGAGACCUCCAACGACAACAGCUCGCACAACAACUUGAACAACAGCGACAACAGCGGGAACAGCAACGACAACAGCUCGAGCAACAACUAGAACAACAGCGACAACAGCGGGAACUGCAACGACAACUACAGCAGCAGCAGCAGCAGCAGCCUUAUCCCAUCCAAGAGUAUUCCUCUUCCAACCAUGAUUAUCAACCAGAUGCAAAGCACCCUAAUACCAGCCAGCAGGACGGCUACGACGUCGAAGCGCAACAGCCAACAGUAGCCAGCAGCUCGGUGAUCCGUACGCCCAGUUCAGGUCAGGUACAGACGGACCCGAGGGACAGAAGAGGGCAUGGGCGUGGAGGAUGCCAACAUGAGAACGGGAAACAGCGGUCGGGAAAAUGUUGCGUGGCCUGCUUUGGGAAUGGGAGGCGUGAAGCAAAGUAG